UUACAUAGAUUAGGAUAUUCUCAUAAAGAUUUUCAUAGUGGAAAUAUAUUACAAUUUAAUGAUUAUAGAUCUUACAUAUCAGAUUUCGGAUUAUCAGGACCAUCAAAUAAACAAAAAUCAGAUGAUAAAAUAUGUGGAGUAUUACCAUAUAUUGCCCCAGAAGGAAUAAAGAACCAUAUACAUCAUCUUCAGAUAUUUACAGUUUUGGUGUAAUUAUGGCUGAAUUAUCUUCUGGAAAGCCACCUUUUUAUGAAAGAAAACAUGAUAUUAGCUUAGCAUUAGAAAUAUGUAAUGGACUCAGACCAGAAUUUGGAAAAGGGACUCCUGAAAUUUAUAAAAAACUAGCUUAUAAAUGUAUGAAUGCUAAUUCAAAUCAAAGACCAACGGCCAGUGAAUUGGAAAAUAUAAUUUUUUUUUGGGUCUGUUCUUUUAAUUACUCUGAAGAUUAUAAAGAAAAAGAAAAAUUUGGAUAUAAAGGAAAAGAAAUUAAAGCUAUAUUUGAAGAAGCUGAUAAAGAAAUACCAAAUAUUUCAACUUCAUAUAAAACUAAUUCUGAUGCAAUAUAUACUAGUAGAUUAUUUUCAUUCAACAAUUUAACAAAACCUGUUAAUUCAUCUAUUAUUACUUCAUAUCUUGAUGAUGAUGAAAAUAAUGAAGAUAAUCGAGAUUCUCAAUUAGUUGAUUUAGAAGUUUCUAGCUCAUUAUUACAAUCAAAAGAUGAUAUCAAUGAUAAUGAAAAUAAUUUUGAUGAGUAA
This is a messenger RNA of Rhizophagus irregularis DAOM 181602=DAOM 197198, 755 nucleotides long. RefSeq lists its product as uncharacterized. NCBI's taxonomy places the organism in Eukaryota, Fungi, Glomeromycota, Glomeromycetes, Glomerales, Glomeraceae. The record is from RefSeq and is a predicted model, not a curated record.